Messenger RNA from Nothobranchius furzeri (turquoise killifish), 2066 nucleotides. RefSeq names its product mitochondrial import receptor subunit TOM40B. Gene Ontology annotation, cellular component: mitochondrial outer membrane translocase complex; mitochondrial outer membrane. Lineage: Eukaryota; Metazoa; Chordata; Actinopteri; Cyprinodontiformes; Nothobranchiidae. Gene Ontology annotation, biological process: protein import into mitochondrial matrix. Gene Ontology annotation, molecular function: transmembrane protein transporter activity. The record is from RefSeq and is a predicted model, not a curated record.
GAGCAGCAUCAGUCAUCCUCAGCAUCACUUCGCUUUUUAAGUUAGUAGUUUGUUAAAUGAUAAAACACGCCUGACAGCGGUUCUGAUGCGUGGUCCGCAGCACCUCUCUGGAUUUUAAGAAGAAGCCCUGAUGGGCAGCGUUCUGGCCUUGUCUUCCAGUCUCGGCCACCAGAACUGGCCUUUCUCCACCGAACCCCCUCCCUCUCGCUGGGAUGCACAUCCAGCUCACUGGGACAGCCCCCCCCGCUGGGAGAGGAGAGAUGACCGUUUGCCCAACCCAGGCAGCUUCCACUCUCUUCACAGGAGCUGCAAAGACGUGUUUCCCAAUCAGAUUGAGGGUGUCAAAAUGAUUGUUAACAAAACUCUGAGCAGUUUCUUCAAGGUCAGUCAUACGCUCCACCUCAGUGCUGUUAGUCCAUCCUACUAUCGAUUCCACGUGGAGCAUCUACAGUCUGAUGACUGCAGCAAAGACAAGGAUGCCCCAGCAUUGAUCGGUGAGAUGGACUCUUCAGGAAGUCUGAACGCUCACGCUCUGCUACAUCUCACUGAGCACAUUCGAGCCAGAACAGUGUUUCAGACCCAGCAGUCUCAGUUUGUAACAUGGCAGUUUGAAACCGAGUACCGAGGCAGUGACUUCACCGCUGCUGUGACGGUGGCCAACCCAGACAUCCUCAGAGAGUCAGUCAUCCUUGUGGCACACUUCCUGCAGAGUGUGUCCUCGGGACUGGUUUUGGGUGGGGAACUGGUCUACCAUCGAGGGCGGGCAGAGGAAGGGGGAAUCCUUACCUUGGCGGGCCAAUACUCAGGACCCAACUGGGUCGCGACGCUGAAUGCUGGCAAAGGAGGCGCCCAUGCCAGCUACUACCACAGAGCCAAUAAACAGAUCCAGGUCGGGGUGGAGUUUGAAGCCAGCACCAGAACACAGGAAACAACAACCUCGUUUGGUUACCAGAUGGAGCUCCCAGAGGCCAACAUGGUGUUUCGAGGGAUGAUCAACAGCCGCUGUAUAAUAGGAGGUGUGUUGGAGAAGCGUUUGACGCCGCUCCCAGCCACCCUGAUCAUGGGUGCCUUUGUAAAUCACAGAGGUGACAAGCUGCAAGUUGGCCUCGGUGUCAAUGUUGGAUAACCUCCACUUCCCUAAAAUGGAAGCAUGAUUCCCCGUCAGGACAACUUUCCAGGCUUUCCACGGUUUAUCGGCUGUACCAAAACUCUUCCUGUUUGUCUACCCUUAAUGGAUCUCACCUGCAGCCUACCUCUCAGUUCCCUGAGGAUGCUUCCUGAUGGACAUGAGAGUUGUACUGAAGAAAUGGAUGGGACUUUAAGUAGGUGCAUAAUAAAUGUGUGUCCCUCUUAACCCUUCCUGCGGAGGAAAAGUCAAAGGACCACAAACUUUAUGUACCACAAACCUAAAAUAUCAUUUUUAUACUAUAGAUAAUUCAGCAGGAAAUGUGUAUGGAUCUUGUUGAAUAACAGAUCAUUUCCUGUCUACCUUCACUGGUGUUUUUCAUCAUUCAGGGAAUUGUUGGUUGAAAAAUGACCUUCAACGUUAUGCUUUUUGCAGCAUUCUUCUGGAGUUUAUGAGCUUGUUUACAUAUUUUAGUGUAAAGUGCUUUGGUGUCCUCUGACUCAGAAAGACACUGUGCAAGUGCAGGUCAUUUAUCAUUAUCAUUUAUCAUAUUCUAAUACAAAUCAAGUACUAAUGGAUCCAGAUUUUGUGACCGGAUUCAUCUAUAAGUGAACUAAACUGCAGUAAAAUCCUCUCCUAAAGCAUCGGUAUGACCUCUAAAGUGUAGGAGUGUGUUUGGUACAGGGUAUAUGUGACUUGAUGUGAAGGGGGAAAUGCUCAUGCUCUGCAUGAGGAACGUGAUGGCUCAAUGCACAGAGAGAAGACAUUGUUUAUAAAUGAAGAUGUGGAAACACUAACGACUUUAAUGAAACUGGCAUUUCCAGCCUUUUUUUAACUCAUAACAAAUUGCAGAUGUCUCAUUUUUGUCAGCAUGAACAGAGAAUCAAGAGAGGUUGUUUAUUUGAUGUUAAUUUAUUAAAAACAUUUAUUUCUGUGUUUA